Molecule: messenger RNA, 990 nt
Organism: Nipponia nippon (crested ibis)
Lineage: Eukaryota; Metazoa; Chordata; Aves; Pelecaniformes; Threskiornithidae
Source: RefSeq, a predicted model, not a curated record
ACAAUCAGAGUCGGUGUUACGAUGUUGAAAACCAAUGGAGAAUUUCACAAAGGACAGGUUGUUUUUAAUAUCACUUAUGUUAAUGGACAGGUAUAUCUAAAUGAUUUUCCUAUGAAGAGCGGGGUUGCCCAUAUAACAUGUCAAACAGUAAUAUUGGAGAACGGAAACUUGGAUAACUUACCAGAUCAGCAGCGCCUGGGAACCGUCAGUGUUCGCAUCAUGGUUCACGAGUGGCCUCUGGCAUCCAGUUCUGAUUUGAAGCUGAUUGUCAUUCAGGAAGAAGUGACAGAAAUUGACGGAAAACAGGUGAAAAACCAAGAAGUAACAGAAAUAGAUAUUUUAGUAAAAGACCUGAGAGUACUUAGACAUUCAAACUACACUGUCCCUUUGAAAGAGAGCAUGCUGUAUUCCAUCCCAAGGGACAACGACAUGUUAUUUACACUUCCCAACCUCUCAGGAAAAGAUAUUCAAGAUCCACUGCAAACUACCAGUCAGUACCUCAUCCAGCAAGUAGAAACUACAGUAGAUGAAGAGACAUUACCUGGCAAGUUACCAGAGACCCCUCUUAGGAUAGAACCUCCAUCUUCUUACAAGGUGAUGUGCCAGUGGGUGGAAGACUUGAGAAAAGGGCUGUGCAGAUUCUGGUUUCGAUCUUUACCCAUCUUCUUUAGUUUGAUGGAAGUCAUUGUAGUUGGAGUUGUUGGAGCAGCUCUUAUUCUUAAAGUCUUAAAGGUGAUUUUCCCUUCCUGUGAAAACAAAGGCAUCCUUCUCCUGGAUCAAGUCAGCUUUGUACCUGUGAUUACCAUUAGCUUGCCUUCAGAUCUUCCAGACAGGAAAAAUAAUUUAGAUGAGAAAGCAUGUACUUAAUACUGUGUGUACUUUGGAGUUACUGUUUUUUUAAAAACAAAUUUUUAGUUGACCUGAAAUUUGGCACUUGAUCUUAAUACCUUAUUUGUUUCCUACUAGAGAACUAAGUCAGUUGAUUAAUUG